AUGGUUCCCCUACCACCUAACGCUACUUCGGCCAUCAGCUCCACCGCUCCCGCCUCCUCCGCCGCUGCUGCCACCUCGAAUGGGCUUGUUGUCGCCUUAAUGGGCCCAGUGAAUUCCUUUUGGGCUAUGUGGAGGAAGAAACCUAAUCAUCGAAGUAACAAAACCAAAAAAUCAGGUGAAAAUUCAUCGCUAGCGAAAUCGAAGAAAUUUCUGGCGAAGAUAAGCGGUAAGGCUACUAAUUUUAUGCGUAAGAAAAAAGCUAAGAAUGGGGAAGGUGAAUAUGGUGAGGAUUUUGGCGAUGGAGGGCUGUGGCAGAAGGAGAUUUUGAUGGGCGAUAAAUGUCAGCCGUUGGAUUUCUCCGGCGUGAUUUAUUAUGAUCGGAACGGGAAACAAUUGGCGGAGGUGCCGGUAAGAUCGGCGAGGAGUAGUCCUUUGCCCUGUUAUGUUAACGGAUCAUUCAGAGAUUAA
This is a messenger RNA of Solanum verrucosum, 468 nucleotides long. RefSeq lists its product as uncharacterized. The transcript has a single exon. NCBI's taxonomy places the organism in Eukaryota, Viridiplantae, Streptophyta, Magnoliopsida, Solanales, Solanaceae. Bases 1 to 468 code for a protein of 155 amino acids. The record is from RefSeq and is a predicted model, not a curated record.